AUGUCUGAAAAAACCAUUGUUUAUCGCCUUGGACUCGAGGGAGAUGGUUCCCUCAGUAAAAUUAAAAAUUAUAUUCGUUUCCCACCACCUUUAAGACCCUACAUUCUUCGUUUCAAUAUUCCUUCCGGUUCCCUUGCUUCCCACGGAGGAGUUCUGAACACAAAUUAUCCAUUGAACGGUGGGGAAUUCGACCGAAGGAAGUUUUAUGCGAAAAGAUUCCCAAGUGAUUUUUCAAAUCCUCACAAUGUGGAUAUAGUUAUUCAAAGACCAGGAACUUUUGAAUUCUUUGUAGAAUAUCAGAGUUUACCUACACCAGAAAAAAGCAAAAGUGCUAUAAGGACAUCGGAAAAGUGUUAUUUUACUGUUGAUCCGAUUCUUGAAAUAAUUCCGCGACGAAGGAUUUUGUCAUCUGAACCUAUAUCCGAUGAACCUAAGGUACCAAUUCCUUUAGAUGGAGUAGUUAUUCAAUCUAUCCUGCCAAAAUUGAUGGGAAAUUUUUCACAAUGGGAUCCUUAUGUUAAAAUUACAUCUGAUCUUGGUUACAAUAUGGUCCAUUUUUUGCCAAUGCAAAUUCGUGGUGCAUCAAAUUCUCCAUAUUCUAUAUAUGAUCAUUUGUCAUUCUCAGAUGAUUUAUUUGAUGAAGGUGAUCGCAAUAAAAGUCCUAAAGAAAAAAUAAAAAUUGUUAAAAAAACAAUAACCAAUCUUGAAGAGGAAUAUGGACUUUUGAGUUUAACAGAUAUAGUAUGGAAUCAUACUGCUCAUAAUAGCGAAUGGCUUCAUGAACAUCCAGAAGCCUGUUAUAAUUUAGUAAAUUCACCGCAUCUCACUCCAGCUUUCGAACUGGAUAGAGCUUUUCUCGAAUUUUCAAAAAAUAUUUCUUCAUUUGAUCUUCCAACCCAUAUACACUCUGAAGAUGAUUUAAAUAAAAUUAUUGAAAGCACAAAAAUUCAUGUUAUCAAUGAAAUAAAAUUAUGGGAAUUUUAUGUAAUUGAUGUCCAGACAACUAUAAAAGAAGUUCGAAAAUCCAUGGAAAGUAAUCAAUCCUUUGACAAAGAAAUUUUCAAGGAUAUAAAUAUUGCUUCACUUUCCUUUAAAGAUCAAGCCCAAUUAUUAGCUGAUAAUUGUAUUUACGAAAGUGGUUCUUUUGGACAAAGAUUUUAUAAAAAGAUCAAAAUUGAUGUAGCACGAGCAUUCAUUGAACGAUUGAUCGAAACUGAAGCAAGAAUUGAAUAUACAGUGGAAAUUGAUGAAACUUAUAUUCCAACAAAAGAAGAGUUGAGAUUACAUCCAGAUCCAGAAAUUGGAUCUUCGAAACCAAAACAAGAAAAAUCUCGCGGUAUUGAGGAAAAAAGGCCCGAAAUCAAGACUUCAUUCUCGCUUGAAUCAAUUACAGAGCUACCUACCUUUAUUAAAAGACCGAGAAGCAAAUCUGAAGAACAAAUAAAAACUGAAAUCAAACCACAAUCAAAUCCCGAAAUUUCUCGAGAAAUUAAGUCAAAGGAUGUAUCAACUAAAGUUGACUCGGCCAAAUCUUCUGAAGUCACCACUGUAACAGUUACAACAGAUUCAACCACAUCCAAUGAAGUUGCAAAUAAAAAAGUUUCUUCUGCAGGAAAACAGGUUAUUCCUGAUAUUAAGAAAAAUAUUAAGCCAAGGACCCGUCGGGUCAGAGUUACUUUGUCAUUGAAUGAGAUUAAGGAGAAAAAAUUAUUAUCACUUCUCAACGAAGUGAACCUUCCGUAUUAUAAGCAAUAUGACAGUGAUGUAGCAGUAAUUCUGAAAAAUGUUAAGAAUCGCGCCAAAUACUUGAGACUUGACGAUCACGGUCCCAAACAGGGUGAAAUUAGUCGAAAAUAUCCUCUUAUCGAACCAUAUUUCACUAUCAUUCCUCAUAAUGAUGAAACUCGACAUUUUCCUGAAGGAUCAUUUAUUGUCGCAAAUAAUGGUUGGAUCUGGAAUGCUAAUCCAUUAAAUGAUUUUGUUGGAAGUAACUCGAAAGCAUAUUUAUUGAGAGAAGUGAUUGUUUGGGGAGAUUGUGUAAAAUUACGAUACGGUAAAAGCAAGGAUGACUCGCCUUGGCUUUGGGAUUAUAUGAGAAAAUAUACUGAACAACUUGCAUCGUUAUUUCACGGAUUUCGAAUUGAUAAUUGCCAUUCAACUCCACUUCACGUUGGUUUAUAUUUUCUUGAUUCAGCACGUCGUGUGCGACCUAAUUUAUAUGUUGUUGCAGAAUUGUUCACCGGUUCUGAGGAAAUGGAUGUCAAAUUUGUGCGUAAGUUGGGUAUCAAUUCGCUUAUUCGAGAAGCUAUGCAAGCAUGGGAUUCUCAUGAAUUAUGUAGAGUAAUACAAAAAUACGGCGGAAGACAUUUUGUUGAUUUCAUGUCGCUCAAGUCGCCCACUAAUUACAAAGGGUAUAUGGAUGUGGAAUUUCUUACGGACGUAUCUUUUACGGAUAUUAAUCUGUCCGAUGAUUCUUGUAUCGUGAUUCCAGUUCCAGGAUCUGACCCACAUUCACUUUUCAUGGAUUGUACCCAUGACAAUCAAACUCCUCAUCAAAAACGUACAGCCGAAGAUACUUUAUCUAAUGCUUCUCUUGUUGCCAUGAGUGCAUGCGCUAUAGGAAGUGUGAGAGGAUAUGAUGAAAUCUAUCCAAAUUUGAUCGAUUUAGUUAAGGAAACAAGACAAUAUAAAUUAGAAAGUAAACCUCUUAACGUUGGUAUUAGUCGAGUCAAAAAAAUUUUGCAACAUUUGCAUACUGAAAUGUCCAUAGAUGGUUAUAUUGAAACACAUGUACGAAAUGAAAAUGAUCACAUUAUUGUACAUCGUAUUCAUCCUCAUACCCAUAGAGGAUAUUUAUUAAUCGCACAUUGCGCGUUUACUAAAUCCACAAAAAUACGUGGUGAAUUGUCACCUAUAAAAUUACGAGGCACCAAGGCAGAACUAUUAUUUUCUGUUGGUUUGGAAAUUAAUUCUCGUGAUUUCGUUCUUGAAAAUAAAUAUCUUACUGGACUUUCAUCUUCACUUAAAACCUUGGAUGCACCUGAUUUGCGUGAAGCAUUUGAUGAAAAUGGUCAAUUCACAGAAAUUAUAUUACCAAAUGAAUUUCCUUCUGGUAGUGUCAUGUUGUUAAAAACUUGGGUUGAUAAACAACAUGAUGAGCUUGAUGGAUUUAUCGCUUCAGAAGUUGACGAAGCCUUUGCUGAUCUGAAUUUAACCGAUUUGAACAUCAUAUUGUAUCGUUGCGGUGGGGAAGAAAGCGAUAUUACUCCUGGCCACGGAACGUAUAACAUUCCUGGAUAUGGAGAAAUCCCAUAUUGUGGUUUAGAGGGAUUUAUGUCAAUUUUGCGUCCAAUUACGAAAGAAAACGAUUUAAGUCAUCCGUUAUGUGCGAAUUUACGUGAAGGUCCUUGGGCCUUGGAUUAUUUGGUAGAACGGCUUAUAAGACAUCUAGAAUACGCGCCGAACCUUAAAAAUUUAUGUACUUGGUACAAUGAAAGAAUUGCCUCCAUAAAAUCCGUUCCAAGUUUCUUAAUUCCUAAGUACUUUGCUUUACUUGUUAAAACGGCUUAUGCAGGGGCCAUUAAACAGUCAUUAAGCCUAAUGACUCCUUUUGUGUAUAAAGGAGGAUCAUUUGUUCGAUCGUUAGCAUUAUGUUCUGUUCAAAUGUAUGGAACAGUACUUUCUACUGGUUUACAUCCCACAGGUAUAUGCCCAUCAUUGGCUGCUGGAUUACCUCAUUUUGUAAAUCGUCAUAUGAGAGUUUGGGGGCGUGAUGUUUUUAUUUCAUUACGUGGUUUAUUACUUACAACUGGUAAUUAUGAAGCUGCAAGAAAUCAUAUACUUGCAUUUGGUGCCAUUCUUAAACAUGGAAUGAUACCUAAUUUGUUGGAUAGUGGUAGACGUCCUCGAUACAAUUGUCGAGAUGCUACUUGGUGGUAUUUACAAGCGAUUCAAGAUUAUUGUAAAUUAUCUCCUGAAGGUUUAGAUUUUCUUCAAACACCAAUUGUCCGAAGAUUCCCAAAGAAUGAUUUAUUCAUUGAAGCAGAUGAUCCAUUAGCAUAUAAAUACAAGACAACGAUUCUUCAAAUUAUUCAAGAAAUUAUGGAACGUCAUGCACGUGGAAUACAUUUUAAAGAAUGGAAUGCAGGCGUAAAUCUUGAUCACGCCAUGACAACAAAAGGAUUUCAUAUUGACAUUGGUGUAGAUUGGGAUACAGGAUUUGUUGUUGGAGGUAAUGAAUUUAAUUGUGGUACUUGGAUGGACAAAAUGGGUGAAUCUGAGAAAGCAGGAAAUAAGGGAAAACCGGCAACACCAAGAGAUGGUGCAGAUGUAGAAAUUAUUGGGUUGUUGAAAUCUACAUUGAGGUGGAUAGUUGAAUUGUUGGAUAAAGAUAUUUUUCCAUGGAAAGGUGUAGAGCUGAAAGAAGGACGUAUUAGAAAAUUAAUUACAUAUGAUGACUGGAAUGAUUUGGUUCAACAAUCAUUUGAAGAAAAUUUCUAUAUUCCACUUGAUCCGAAUAAGGAUUCAAAAUAUAUUCUGGAUCCAAAGCUUGUCAAUCGUAGGGGUAUUUACAAAGAUGUGUGCAAAUCAUCAAGAAAAUUUGAAGAUUAUCAAUUACGACCGAAUUUUCCAAUUGCGAUGGUUGUGGCACCUGAAUUAUUUAACCCACAUCACGCGCACCAGGCUUUGUUAAUAGCACGUGAAGUUCUUAUGGGGCCAUUGGGAAUGCGUACUCUUGAUCCUGCAGAUUGGGCAUACCGGGGAAUUUAUGACAAUGAUUAUGACGGUAUAGAUCCCUCUAUCGCUAAAGGAUGGAAUUAUCAUCAGGGACCUGAAUGGCUUUGGGUCACUGGUUAUUUCCUUCGAGCCUAUCUCCAUUUUGAUAUCCGAGUUGGAGACGGUAAAGAUAAUCCAAAAAAAACUGUUAAUGCUAUAACACAUCUUCUCUUACCCCAUCGUUCGAAAAUCGAGACAAAUCCUUGGGCUGGUCUUCCUGAAUUAACAAAUGUAGACGGAGCAGAUUGUUCGUACGCAUGUCCAACUCAAGCUUGGUCAGCGGCAACAUUAUUGGAUUUGUUUUAUGACAUAGACAAACUUAAGUUAUCUUCAGCAUUAUAA
This is a messenger RNA of Diversispora eburnea, 5118 nucleotides long. The record is from the annotation of a GenBank genome assembly. Lineage: Eukaryota; Fungi; Glomeromycota; Glomeromycetes; Diversisporales; Diversisporaceae.